Messenger RNA from Pelodiscus sinensis (Chinese soft-shelled turtle), 1138 nucleotides. The record is from RefSeq and is a predicted model, not a curated record. Lineage: Eukaryota; Metazoa; Chordata; Testudines; Trionychidae.
AUGGAUGACAGCUUGAAGGCUUUCUUUUCCCAGAUAACAUCUUUUUAUACUAAUGAAUGGUUUUGUUCACAGUUUCGCAACCAGUAUGACAAUGAUGUCACUGUCUGGAGCCCUCAGGGCCGAAUUCAUCAAAUAGAAUAUGCUAUGGAAGCUGUGAAGCAAGGCUCAGCUACUGUGGGGCUGAAGUCAAAAACCCAUGCUGUUCUGGUUGCUCUAAAGAGAGCACAGUCUGAGCUAGCAGCUCAUCAGAAAAAAAUCCUGUAUGUUGACAACCAUAUUGGCAUCUCAAUUGCUGGACUUACUGCUGACGCAAGACUGUUGUGUAAUUUCAUGCGUCAGGAGUGUCUGGAUUCUAGAUUUGUGUUUGACAGACCUCUUCCAGUGUCCCGUCUAGUGUCACUAAUUGGAAGCAAAACCCAGAUACCAACACAGCGAUAUGGCAGAAGACCAUAUGGUGUAGGACUGCUCAUUGCAGGUUAUGAUGAUAUGGGUCCUCACAUCUUCCAGACUUGUCCUUCUGCAAACUAUUUUGACUGCAGAGCUAUGUCCAUUGGUGCUCGUUCACAGUCAGCUCGAACUUAUUUGGAGAGACACAUGAGUAAUUUUUCUGACUGUAAUCUGAAUGAGCUAGUUAAACAUGGUCUGCGGGCCCUCAGAGAGACUCUUCCUGCAGAGCAGGAUCUGACUACUAAGAAUGUUUCCAUUGGGAUUGUUGGCAAAAACAUGGAGUUUACUAUCUAUGAUGAUGAUGAGGUGGCCCCAUUCCUGGAGGGACUUGAAGAAAGACCACAGAGGAAGCUUGCUCCCCCAGCUGAGGAACCUGCAGAAAAGGCAGAAGAACCAAUGGAGCACUAAUAUUUGUGGAUGACUCCAUGUAUUGACCUAUAUAUAACAAUAUAGGAAAGUUAUCCCUUAAUCUUUACCCUACACCAAAUGCAUACUAUGUUAUACAUUAUGGGGAAUUAGUCCUAAAGUAUUUUCGACUAUCCUUAAACUGUCAAAGAACUCAUACAUGGGCAUCUUUUAUUUUAAAGGAAAAGUGUAAUCACUUUUUAAAAAAAGUACCAGAAUACUAUCUGUUUUGUAUGGAAAGCAUAUUGUCUUGUCAGAGCAUCUGGAAUAAAUUUGUUUCUUGAAA